GCGAGUUUUCGGAAAAAUGGUUCGGAACUAAACGGGCUGUGCAAAGUAUCAACAAAUCAAACAAACAAAUAAAAACACAAAGUUCGUAUCAUAUAAAACAGAGGAUUUACCCAUUUUAUUUUAUUGUUUUUAAAGCGGCAGCUUUAAAUAAACAUAGCUGCAACCUCCUCUUGAAGAGUGAGACAUGGCAGAGGAACGCAGACAGAAGCUGUGUUCUGUGAUCCUUCCUACUGAUUCCAUGAAGGCAAUGGCUGAGUCAGUGGGUGUAAGCUCACUGCAGGAAGACAGCUGUCUGACCCUCAGUGAAGAAGUUAGCUACAGGAUCAAAGAGAUUGCACAGGAUGCAUUGAAGUUUAUGCACCAUGGGAAAAGAUGCAAACUUACAACUGGUGACAUUGAUCAUGCCCUUAAACUAAAAAACGUGGAGCCACUGUAUGGAUUCCAGUCUGAGGAGUUCAUCCCAUUUCGCUUUGCAAGUGGAGGUGGCAGAGAAUUGCACUUUUAUGAAGAAAAAGAAGUGGAUCUUAGUGACAUCAUCAAUACACCCCUGCCUCGGGUACCUUUAGACGUUUCACUCAAAGCUCACUGGCUAAGUAUAGAUGGUGUCCAGCCUGCAAUUCCAGAAAACCCACCUUCUGCCUCUAAAGAGCAGCAGAAGGCAGAGUCCACAGAGCCGCUCAAAGCUGUCAAACCUGGACAGGAAGACGAAGGCUUUAUUCAAGCCAAGGGUCAGGGUGCAGUUUCUGCUGAUGUCAAAGGAAAGGAGAAGAUGCGGAUGAAACCACGUAGCACACAUGAGCUCUCUGUGGAGCAGCAGUUGUACUAUAAAGAAAUUACUGAAGCCUGUGUGGGAUCCUGUGAAGCUAAAAGAGCGGAGGCACUGCAGAGCAUAGCCACCGACCCAGGGCUGUACCAAAUGCUGCCAAGGUUCAGUACUUUCAUCUCGGAGGGUGUGCGUGUAAAUGUUGUACAGAAUAACUUGGCUUUGCUGAUAUAUUUGAUGAGGAUGGUGAAGGCUCUAAUGGACAAUCCAACUCUAUAUUUGGAGAAAUAUCUCCAUGAGUUGAUCCCCGCAGUGGUGACAUGUAUUGUCAGUAAGCAGCUGUGUUUGAGGCCUGACGUGGACAAUCACUGGGCUCUGCGAGACUUUGCUGCCCGGUUAAUGGCUCAGAGCUGCAAAACAUUCAGCACCACAACCAACAACAUCCAGUCCCGUAUCACCAAAACAUUUACUAAGGCAUUGUUGGAUGAAAAGACUCAGUGGACAACUCGUUAUGGCUGCAUCGCUGGACUGGCUGAACUUGGGCAUGAUGAUGCUCUUUAUGGUGCAGAAGUAAAUGUUGCUAAGCACCCUGAGCUCCCUGCUCCUUACUGA
This is a messenger RNA of Danio aesculapii, 1375 nucleotides long. RefSeq names its product TAF6 RNA polymerase II, TATA box binding protein (TBP)-associated factor (gene taf6). The record is from RefSeq and is a predicted model, not a curated record. Lineage: Eukaryota; Metazoa; Chordata; Actinopteri; Cypriniformes; Danionidae. Gene Ontology annotation, biological process: RNA polymerase II preinitiation complex assembly; transcription initiation at RNA polymerase II promoter. Gene Ontology annotation, molecular function: protein heterodimerization activity; transcription coactivator activity; RNA polymerase II general transcription initiation factor activity. The transcript is spliced from 12 exons. Gene Ontology annotation, cellular component: transcription factor TFIID complex; SAGA complex; SLIK (SAGA-like) complex. Bases 185 to 1375 code for a protein of 396 amino acids.